This is a messenger RNA of Caenorhabditis remanei, 1614 nucleotides long. RefSeq lists its product as uncharacterized. Gene Ontology annotation, cellular component: eukaryotic translation initiation factor 3 complex; cytoplasm. The record is from RefSeq and is a predicted model, not a curated record. The transcript is spliced from 5 exons. Lineage: Eukaryota; Metazoa; Nematoda; Chromadorea; Rhabditida; Rhabditidae. Gene Ontology annotation, molecular function: translation initiation factor activity. The coding region runs from base 1 to 1614 and encodes 537 amino acids. Gene Ontology annotation, biological process: translational initiation.
AUGUCCCGUCGUGUGGAGUUUGACUUGAGCAACGAGGACAACACGGAGCGUCGCCGUGCGAACACUUUCUCUUCGGAAGAAGACGGUGUGCCAAAUGAGGUCGCCGACUAUCUCGUCUACUUCUCUCGAAUGAUCGAUGAGCAAAAUGUACCUGAGAUUCUCACUCUCUACGAUCAAGCUUUUCCGGAUCUCACCGAGCGAUUCUUCCGCGAUCGUAUGUGGCCCGAUGAGAACGUCGUCGAACGAAUUAUCGGCCCAGGCAACAAGCUCUUCAUUAUAUUGUACAAAGAGCUCUACUAUCGCCAAUUGUACGCAAGAAACGCUCGUGGACCACUCCUUGUUCAUCGCUACGAAUCGUUCAUGAACUAUCAAGAGCUCUUCUCUGAGCUUCUCUCCAGCAAGGAUCCUAUUCCACUCUCGCUUCCAAACGUCUGGCUUUGGGACAUAAUCGACGAGUUCGUUUAUCAAUUCCAAGCAUUCUGUCUCUACAAAGCCAAUCCAGGCAAGAGAAAUGCCGACGAGGUUGAGGAUUUGAUCAACAUUGAGGAGAAUCAGAAUGCAUGGAACAUCUAUCCAGUGCUCAAUAUCCUCUACUCGCUUCUCUCAAAGUCUCAAAUUAUUGAGCAGUUGAAGGCACUCAAGGAGAAGCGCAAUCCUGACUCUGUAGCUGACGAGUUCGGACAAUCGGAUCUCUACUUCAAGCUCGGUUAUUUCGCAUUGAUCGGUCUUCUUCGCACUCAUGUCCUCCUUGGAGACUAUCAUCAAGCUUUGAAGACUGUCCAGUAUGUGGAUAUCGACCCAAAGGGAAUCUACAACACCGUCCCAACCUGUCUCGUCACUCUUCACUAUUUCGUCGGUUUCUCUCAUUUGAUGAUGAGAAAUUAUGGAGAGGCGACGAAGAUGUUCGUCAACUGUCUUCUCUACAUUCAACGCACCAAGACUGUGCAAAGUCAACAGCCAUCAAAGAAGAACUUCCAAUACGAUGUGAUCGGAAAGACCUGGGAUCAGCUCUUCUAUCUCUUGGCUAUCUGUCUGGCAGUCCAGCCACAAAGAAUCGAUGAGAGCAUAUCUUCGCAGCUUGCCGAGAGAUGCGGAGAACGUAUGAUGCACAUGGCGAACGGAAACAUUGAUGAAUUCCGCAACGCCUUCUCUACCGGAUGCCCCAAGUUCCUCUCACCAACUACUGUCGUCUACGAGGGAGUCAAUCAAUCCAAAGAACCACUUCUACGUCAAACUCAAUCAUUCUUGGAGGGCAUCGAGUCGCAGAUGGCUCUACCAGUUCUCCGUGGUUAUCUGAAACUCUAUACGACGCUCCCAACGAAGAAGCUCGCCUCGUUCAUGGAUGUCGACGAUGAGCACUAUGAAUCGUUCCUCGGAAAGUUGCUGACUUAUAAAAUGAUUGUCAACGAACUCGGUAAAGAACCAGGACCAUCGACUGUAGACGAGGACGAGCCACAGACUGAUAUCGAUUUCUACGUGGAUCGUGAUAUGAUCAACAUUGCUGACACGAAAGUCGCUCGUCACGUUGGAGAGCACUUCCUCAGGCAUAUUCAGAAGUUGCAUGAGGUGCAGGAUGUGCUCAAGCGACUCGAUACGGCUGGACAGAAGCCUUAA